Messenger RNA from Linum tenue, 1014 nucleotides. Lineage: Eukaryota; Viridiplantae; Streptophyta; Magnoliopsida; Malpighiales; Linaceae. The record is from the annotation of a GenBank genome assembly.
AUGGCUGCUAUGCGUCUCUUACAUGUUAUAAUUAUUCUCUUGUUACUCCUGCUCCUGCCGGCCGCUCUUCUCCUUGUAGUUACGGAGGCACAGCUUUCCCAGGGCUUCUACAACGCCACCUGCCCCAACCUGGAGUCAUUGGUCCGGUCAGCAGUUCAGGCUAAAUUCCAACAGACUUUCGUCACUGCCCCGGCCACCCUCCGCCUCUUCUUCCACGACUGCUUCGUCCGGGGAUGUGAUGCGUCGGUGAUUCUAGCUUCUCCCACCAACGACGCCGAGAAGGAUCACCCGGACAACCUUUCACUCGCCGGCGACGGUUUCGACACCGUCAUCAAGGCGAAAGCGGCAGUCGACGCAGACCCUAGCUGCCGCAACAAAGUCUCCUGUGCCGACAUCCUUGCUCUCGCCACCCGAGAUGUUGUUUCCUUGAGCGGAGGACCGUCGUACCAAGUGGAGCUAGGUAGGAGGGAUGGGCGGAUAUCAACCAAGGCUAGCGUCCAACGCCAACUCCCCCAGCCUGGCUUCAACCUGGAUCAGCUCAUCCAAAUCUUCGCCUUCCAUUCCCUCUCCCUCACCGACAUACUCGCUCUCUCCGGGUCACAUACGCUUGGGUUCUCCCAUUGCAAACAGUUCGCCAAGAGGAUUUAUAGGUUCAACAAGACCACCACGAUUGAUCCGACCUUGAACCCGAGCUACGCGUUGCAGCUCAGGAACAUGUGUCCGCUCAAUGUGGACCCUACCGUCGUCGUCAGCAUGGAUCCCACCGGUCCUCAGACAUUCGACAACGCCUACUUCAAGAAUCUACAGCAAGGGAAAGGAUUGUUCUCAUCGGAUCAGGUCCUGUUUUCCGACCCGAGAUCUCGACCCACCGUCGACCUCUUCGCCGCAACCCAAUCCGCUUUCAACGACGCAUUUGUGGCCGCCAUCACCAAAAUGGGUCGGGUCGGAGUCCUCACGGGGAGCCAGGGUGAAAUCCGACAAGAUUGCACCCGCGUUAAUCAACUGUUCAACUAA